GGGCGCCUCAGGAUGAGAGUUGGUUAUAUUGCCCAUCGUUUCUAUGGUUGAGGAGAUCCCUUAUGUUUUGAUGCGCGAGUUCACUCACAGAGGUCAAUGUACGCACGCGCGCCAUAGCAACUGUACUGAUGCAGCUGAGUCCGGCUUUGCUGUCGCGUAUCGUGCUGUGCACAUUGCUCCUUGCAGAUCUCCGGCUUUGCAGAACUGAAUUUGUCGUUGCCACGCCUUGAAUGUUCAUCUUGAAGUUGGAAUUUGACAGAAGCUGCUAGAGAUGACUACAAAAGCCGUGGCUUUGGCAAAAUUGCCACCAAUUGGAAGCACACAGCCAGCAGUUGGCAUUUCUCCAAGAGCCGUCAAGCAGUAUGAGGGCCUCCAGGGACCAAGCUACCAGUUGAAUGCCGUCAAUGACAGGACAAAACACAAGUUACCUCCACCACAGGUUCUAAAACCGUUUGUAGACACAAAAGCCGGCACCCUGGACACGUGGCCGGCUCAUGCCACAGCCCAGGCUACCUCCAAGCCAGGCAUCCCUAGCCACAGGCCACGGUCCAGUCCAGACGGCAGGGUGUCCUCGGAGCUGUCCGAGAACCCCCAGCGAUCCGUCAUCCCCAAGCCACGAUUCCUAGAGCAGCUGGAGAUGUUCCUGAAGAAGGAAUUACGGAAUCUCGAUGGGAACAAGGAAGGCCCCAGUGAACUUAGGUUACAGGCAUAUCGUGAGGUUUUUGAAUAUCUGAUAGAGGAUUUCAAGACCUACAAGCCCCUCCUAUCGUCCAUCAAGACGGAAUAUGAAAUGAUGCUGUCUCACCAGCGAGAGCAGAUCAGGGAAUUGGAACCGCUUAAGUCCAUGUUGGUGACAGUUUCGGAGCAAUGCGACCAGAAGGUGAUGGCUCUUAGAGAUGAAGAGAGGCAGGAGAUGCUGGACUUAAAGAAAGAAAAGAAGAUAUUGCAGGAGAAGAUAGAUGCCAUGAAGCAGCAUGAGGUGUCUCUACAGAUGCAAAUAGAUAAGUUGCAAGAAGAGGUCGCAGCAGAAUACUACAAAUACCGUAACGAGUGUGACGCUCGUAAGCUGCUGGUGUCAGAUAUCAACGAUCUGCGCUACCAACAAGAAGACUACCAGAAGGCUCAAGGCCAGGGCAACCAGGCGGAGAUCAAGGAGGACCCAGUCAAACUCAAGAUUGCAUUAAGAAAAGCAAGAGAAGACUUGACAGAUGCCACCCAGCGUCUGACUGAGAUGAUCGCCAAUUACGGAGAUGUGGUGCCCAGGAGGGACUUUGAGGGACUCAAAGUACAACAUGAGAAAUUACAAGAAGAACUGGCUCAGCUGAAGAACGACCAUGAAGUCCUGAUGUCAGAACAUGACACACUGCUAGAGGUUAACAAGCAAGUGGUAACACAAAGGGAUGAGUUCUAUUCAGAGCUGGAGGUCCUAAAACGAUCAGCGACACCAAGGCCUGACUGGGAUCGCUGUGCCGAUCUCAUGGAAGGAGGCGGAGAGAGAUGGCAGGCCAUCUCCAAGGACAAGAGCAGUGACUACAAGGUGGAGCUUCUGCUGAAGGAGCUGGCAGGAGACGGGGAGGGCCUGGCCUUCUUUGAGCCCAGGGGAUUUGGAGAGGAUGUACCCUUCUACUUGCAGACGGACAUUAAAGUGAGGAACAGAGAAUACACAAAGGGCGAAGCGUUGGAACUCAUCAAGGAGAUAUGGAAGGCCAAGACUAAACAGGAGUCGGAGAAGGAGAGUGGUCCCCCGGAACCAAUGGAUACCUUUGUCGCCCGGUUUCUGGACGAAAGGUACCGAGACAAGAAAAUGAUCGCGGAGAAGGCGUACAACCUCCACGAUGCCUGCGAGAGAUACAAAGAUGAGGAGGCCAUGUGUGAGCUCUUCUCCCAAGUACUGCAAGAUGAGGUGAAUGAGCAGGUUUACAGUCAACAGAUGGAGAUGUUGGAACGGUUAAUGGAAGCACUCAACAAGGCAUCAGAGACCAUCGAGGUCCAAUCGGCGACACCAGCGCCGGCAGAAACGGAACCAGCACCAGAGACGCAAGAAGGGGAGGAGUCACCUACAGAGGAAAACGAAAAAGCAGAGACACCCGAGGUGACCACCAUCCAGGUGAUAUCCCAAGAGAACUUUGAGAAGGCUUUGAGAGAGGUGUUCACUGUGAAGCCAGAUGAGAACUUUGAGGCUCUGAUGACAGUCUUGAUCGACGACCUGAAACCAGAAGAGGGUGCCGAGAUGUUAAAAUACCAGGAGCUCUUCUUGGAGGAUGAAGAUGGCGGUGCCCGUCCAUUCAUCAAUUUGAUCCGGCAACAGGACAAGGCGGAGCGCCAGAAAUAUGUGGAGCAGAUCAAGAUGGAGCUUGGAGACAGAGAGGAGGUUCCACUACCCGAGCUGCGAAUGGCCAUCAACGUAGUGGACGCAGAGAUAGACAAGACCCACAUGAUCGACUACUUGGCCCGUGCCUUCGAUGUACCCAGCGACCAGCUUUCAACGGCCACGCCCCAACCCUUGGAGACAGUUCUGCAGCGGCUGUUGAAGGCUGGCGUGAGACGGAUUGGGUUGCUUAACAGCUCUGAGUUAUAGAACUUGCAAUCUCAGCAUCACAGAAUGAACACUGUGUAAUAGGCUCCCCAAAUUCUACUAUUGUUUUGUGUCUGGUUGGGGUCGUCUGCAGAAACUUUACAGUUGUAAAUAUUCCCUUGAUCACAAGAUCAGGGGUUUUGUAAAUUGGCAUAUAUUGUAAAUAUGUUUUUAUUGUGAAUUAUUAGGAAAGAAUAUGACUUGCUCAAAUCCGUCCAGUUAACUCUGAAUCUUCCAGGAUUAUUCCAGAUGAUCUGUACAUGGAAACAGUUGUUUAUAGUCUGUUUUUAAAAACUGACGUGUACAGUUUGGGGCAGUUGGUGUGUGUGUAAAAUUCACAUUGCCUCAGAUUUCAAUAACAAUGUAAUGCAUAAUUAUAUCACAGUAUUUCAAUAAAUUAAGUCAAAUAUUUGAAGUUGUUUACAUAAAUAUUUUCGGGGAGUUUCAUUGAAACAACAAAUGCCCAGGAUGCAAUUCGAAUCUGGAAAAAUCCCACCUCUGAAAAACAGCAAUGGAAAUGUUGGCUCACUGUUGCUGAUGUGUAUAAGCAUGAUAGCUGUUUGUUGGCAGGGACUGUAGUGGAACACCUUUUGAACAGUUUCAACGAUAUCAGCAAGUUCUACCAUAUAUCACUUUAAAGAUCUCAAAAACACACACAAGUUUUCAAUAGACUUCAAAUAGAGUUGAUAAUUUAAUAAAAUUGGAACACCAAAGAGAAGAGCAUAGUAAAAUGCCCUUUUGAAUUUAUAUACAUUAUCAUGUCCAAAAUAUGAUGAAUCAAAAGUGAAUAUAAAUCUACAACUUUGUGGAAUGUA
Molecule: messenger RNA, 3390 nt
Organism: Acanthaster planci (crown-of-thorns starfish)
Lineage: Eukaryota; Metazoa; Echinodermata; Asteroidea; Valvatida; Acanthasteridae
Gene: tsnaxip1
Product: translin associated factor X interacting protein 1
Cellular component (GO): cytoplasm
Source: RefSeq, a predicted model, not a curated record